AUGUCACGGCCAUGCUACUAUUGGGCAGGUGACUCGCGGGGAUAUUAUUCAGCUCUUAGCACGCCUCCUAAUCUCGAUCGCGAUGUGCUUUCCAUCCUUCCAUUCUUCGAGACACAAAAGCUUGAGAACUCAUCGCGAAAACAAACCCGCGUCCUUGCGGGCAACGAGAAGACUGACUCCAAUCAAGCAAGGACAAAGAUACCAGUGAACAACUGCAACCAGCACUCGUUUACACACCCCUCUGACUUCGCGUUUCCCAACUACUCGCGCGCAACAACGGCUAGCGUUGGCUUCGCCUAA
Bipolaris oryzae ATCC 44560 is the source of this 300-nucleotide messenger RNA. RefSeq lists its product as uncharacterized. The transcript has 2 exons. The record is from RefSeq and is a predicted model, not a curated record. Bases 1 to 300 code for a protein of 99 amino acids. Lineage: Eukaryota; Fungi; Ascomycota; Dothideomycetes; Pleosporales; Pleosporaceae.